Messenger RNA from Ceratotherium simum simum (southern white rhinoceros), 7583 nucleotides. The record is from RefSeq and is a predicted model, not a curated record. NCBI's taxonomy places the organism in Eukaryota, Metazoa, Chordata, Mammalia, Perissodactyla, Rhinocerotidae.
CUGGGGACACACUUGGAUGGAGGCGAUUGAAAUGCCUGUCAGGGGUUUGAUACCAGCAGCCCCCACGGCAAAGAACUAGAUCAUAAGCCAGGGCUGCAUCUUUUUGUCAGUGAAUGAUGGCGGAGCUGGGUGGCUUGUCAUCAUUCUAGAAAAUUCUGAGGCUAGCGAGCGCUCUCUCCCUCUCCCACUCGCCUUAUUUUGCUUUUCGCCACUGCGGGGACUUUUUCUAAUUUGCAGCUUCCCUUUCCCCGACACACACAGACAGGAGCUCGUGGCUUGCAGACUGCGUCUGUCUGGGGCUGGAGAGCAGAGCCAGCCCGCGGGGAUAAUGCUCCGGCAGGAGGAUUCUGCAGCAAUCCUCAAAGGCUAGACUUGGGUGGUAUCGCUGCAUAUGCGCUGAUUCUCCAGCUUGGCUCUAACCGAAGAAACAUUGACUGGGAACUACUCAUUCAGAAAAUUAAAAGAAAGAAGCCAGGUCAUAUUAUCAACCCUUUGAGAACACAACAUAAACUGUACCAUUUUACCACUUCCUUGAAUAGGAUAGGUCACAGGGCAUUGAAGAAUGGCGGAUGAUCGGAAAGAUGAAGCAAAGGCACCUCACUGGACCUCAGCUCAACUCACAGAGGCAUCUGCACACCCACAUACACCUGAGAUUAAGGAUCAAGGCGGGGCAGGGGAAGGGCUUGUCCGAAGCGCCAACGGAUUCCCAUACAGGGAGGAUGAAGAGGGCGCCUUUGGAGAGCAUGGGUCACAGGGCGCCUAUUCAAAUACCAAAGAGAAUGGGAUCAACGGAGAGCUGACCUCAGCCGACAGAGAAACAGCAGAGGAGGUGUCUGCGAGGAUAGUUCAGGUGGUCACGGCUGAGGCUGUCGCCGUCCUAAAAGGUGAACAGGAGAAAGAAGCGCAGCAUAAAGAUCAACCUGCAGCCCUGCCUCUAGCAGCUGAAGAGACAGCUAAUCUGCCUCCUUCUCCACCCCCAUCACCAGCCUCAGAACAGACUGCCGCCGUGGAGGAAGGUUUACUUACAGCCUCGACGAUGGAGUUCCAUGAUCAACAGGAAUUGACUCCCUCUGCAGCUGAGCCACUGGACAAGAAGGAAGAGGAGUCAGAGAAACAAAGCAAGCCUGGCGAAGACCUUGAACAUGCUGCCUUAGUUUCUCCGCCUGAGACAACUGACACUUCUCCUGAUAAAAAGGACAUGCAAGGCACAGAAGAAGAAAAAGCACCUCCCAGUCUGUUUGGGCACCCUCUUGGUGCCAGCCUGGAAGACAUGAAACAGAAGACAGAACCAAGCCUGGUGGUCCCUGGUAUUGGCCUCCCAGCACAGCCUCCAGCUCCAAAAGAGCAAAAGGACUGGUUCAUCGAAAUGCCAAUAGAAGCAAAAAAGGAUGAGUGGGGUUUAGCUGCUCCAAUAUCUCCUGGCCCCCUAACACCCAUGAAGGAAAAAGAUGUACUUGACGAUAUCCCCAAAUGGGAAGGGAAACAAUUUGAUUCUCCCAUGCCGAGUCCCUUUCAGGGGGGAAGCUUCAGUCUUCCUCUGGAUGUCAUGAAGCAUGAAAUCGUUGCAGAAGCAACACCCUUUGCCCCUGCCCUAUUACAGCCAGAUGACAAAAAAUCUCUAGAAGAAACCAGUGGCUCAGCAACUGCCAAAGAUAGUUCUACAGUUGAAGAGCCCCAUAAGGAUAAACCUGACAAAAUGGCAGAAGCACCAGCCUCAGAGGCAAUCACCCCACCCGAAGAUGCUCACAUUCCAGUUGUGGAUGAAUGUGUCCCAGAGAAAGUUUUAGGGGAAGAAAAAGAGGAGAUAAAGCAAGACAGUGUGCCGAAAAAAGAGACUUCCAUCCUCAGUGCACAGGAACCUACACUUACUGAAAAGGAACCUCAGCUAACACUUGAACAAAAAACAACCAUUUCUGACAAAGCAGCCACGCCAAAAGAGAGUGAACCCCCAGAAGUGACAGAUGAAGAAACAAGCAUACUUCAGCCCUCCACAGAGCACACUUUCUCAAAAGAAGAACAGAAGAGCCAAGAACCUACCACAGACAUAUUAAAACAGGACUCAUUCCCUGUAAGCCUGGAGCGAGCUAUUACAGAUUCAGCCAUGACCUCUAAGACACCAGAGAAAGUCAUCACCGAACCAGCUGCACUAAGUGAAAAGAGUGAUACCCAGGACCUUUUUGAGGAAAAAGUUACUGACGAAGAUAAAAAGGUUGAAGGAGUUGGCGCUGCAGCAUCAGCUGAGAUGGAAAUGCCAUUUUAUGAAGAUAAGUCAGGAAUGUCCAAGUACUUUGAAACAUCUGCCUUGAAAGAAGAAGUGACAAAAAGCAUCCAACCAGGCAGUGAUUACUAUGAACUGAGUGACGCAAGAGAAAGCGCCCCAGAGUCUUUUGAUACUGUAUCUCCCGUGUAUAAAAAUGGCGACAAGGCACUUCAGGCAGCGAAAGAAUCCCAGCCCAGUGCUCCAGCACAAGAAGCAGGCUAUAGCACUCUCGCACAGAGUUAUCCAUCUGAUUUACCUGAAGAGCCCAGUUCUCCUCAAGAAAGGAUGUUCACUAUUGAUCCGAAAGUGUAUGGGGAGAAAAGGGAUCUCCACAGUAAGAAUAAGGAUGAUUUGACACUAAGCAGGAGUUUAGGACUUGGAGGUAGGUCCGCAAUAGAACAAAGAAGCAUGUCAAUCAAUUUGCCCAUGUCUUGCCUGGAUUCCAUAGCCCUUGGAUUUAACUUUGGUCGGGGGCAUGAUCUUUCUCCUCUGGCUUCUGAUAUUCUAACCAACACUAGUGGAAGUAUGGAUGAAGGGGAUGAUUACCUUCCAGCCACAACACCUGCAUUGGAGAAAGCCCCUUGCUUCCCAAUAGAAAGCAAAGAGGAAGAAAAACAGGUAGAGGCUGAAAAAGCUACCGGAGAGGAAAGUACUCAAGUAGAGGCAUCAUGUGAGUCACCUUUCCUAGCCAAAGAUUAUUACAAAAAUGGUACUGUCAUGGCCCCCGACCUGCCUGAAAUGCUAGAUCUGGCAGGAACAAGGUCAAGAUUAGCUUCCGUGAGUGCAGAUGCUGAGGUGGCCAGGAGGAAAUCAGUCCCGUCAGAGACUGUGGUUGAGGAGAGUAGCACUGGCUUGCCCCCUGUCACUGAUGAAAACCACGUCAUUGUUAAAACGGACAGUCAGCUCGAAGACUUGGGCUACUGUGUGUUCAAUAAGUACACGGUCCCACUGCCAUCACCUGUUCAAGACAGUGAGAAUUUAUCUGGGGAGAGUGGUUCCUUUUAUGAAGGCACUGAUGAUAAAGUGCGAAGAGAUUUGGCCACAGACCUUUCAUUGAUUGAAGUAAAACUGGCAGCUGCCGGAAGAGUAAAAGAUGAGUUCAGUGCUGAGAAAGAGGCACCACCACAUAUCCCUGGAGACAAAUUGGGACUGGGUAGGGAAUUGGAUCAGGAGAGGAGAGCUAAUGAUAAGCUGGAUACUGUACUAGAAAAAAGUGAAGAACAUGCUGAUUCAAAAGAACAUGCCAAGGAAACAGAAGAGGCUGGUGAUAAAAUCGAACCAUUUGGAGUAGACGUAACCCACGAGCAUGCUCUGGCCAAAGAACUGACAGUAUCAAAAGAUGCAUCACCUCUUGUGGCUGAGAAAGCAGAGAAAGGUCUCAGUUCAGUGCCAGAGGUAGCUGAGGUAGAACCAUCCAAAAAAGCUGAACCAGAACUGGAUUUUGCUGCAAAGAAAGCUGACCAGGGUCCGUUAGAUGUUAAAAUCAGUGACUUUGGACAGAUGGCUGCAGGGCUAACCAUAGAUGCUGGAAAAGCAGUAGAGCUUAAACCUGAAGCUACACGGGACCUGACUCCCCCGUCCGCAGCCCCUCAGGAGGCAGAGGCAUUCCUGGGCGUUGAGUCUGGCCACUUGAAAGAAGGCGCCAAAGUCAGUGAGACGGAAGUCAAGGAGAAGGUGAGCAAGCCUGACUUGGUGCACCAGGAAGCUGUAGACAAGGAAGAGUCCUACGAGUCCAGCGGUGAGCAUGAAAGUCUCACCAUGGAGUCCUUGAAAGCCGAUGAGGGCAAGAAGGAAACGUCCCCGGAGUCUUCUCUAAUUCAAGACGAGAUUGCCAUCAAAUUGUCAGUAGAAAUACCUCGUGCACCCGCUGCUUCAGAGGCUGACGUAGCUCCAGGGGAGAGAGCUGAUGUCCAGAUGGAAUUUAUCCAGCUGCCAAAAGAAGAAAGCAAAGAGACCCCAGACAUAUCUGGUACGCCCUCUGACAUGACAGAGCCACUGCCCGAAGCCGUGGCCCCUGAACCAGCGGGGGCUCAGAGCGAGGAAGAAGAGAUAGAAGCCCAGGGAGAAUACGAUAAACUGCUCUUCCGCUCAGACACCCUUCAGAUUACCGACCUGGGUGUCCCGGGUGUCCGGGAGGAAUUUGUGGAGACCUGCCCAGGGGAACACAAGGGAGUGAUCGAGUCCGUUGUAACCAUCGAGGACGAUUUCAUCACUGUGGUGCAAACCACGACCGACGAAGGGGAGUCAGGUUCCCACAGCGUGCGUUUCGCAGCUCUCGAGCAGCCGGAGGUGGAAAGGAGACCGUCCCCUCGUGCCGAAGAAGAGCUCCAAGUGGAAGAGGCAGCUGAAGCCCAGGCAGAACCCAAGGACGGCUCCCCAGAGGCUCCGGCUUCCCCUGAGAGAGAAGAGGUUGCUCUCUCAGAAUACAAGACAGAAACCUAUGACGAUUACAAAGACGAGACCACCAUUGAUGACUCCAUCAUGGAUGCGGACAGCCUCUGGGUGGACACUCAAGAUGAUGAUAGGAGCGUCAUGACAGAACAGUUAGAAACUAUUCCUAAAGAGGAGAAGGCUGAAAAGGAAACUCGGAGACCAUCUCUUGAGAAACAUAGAAAAGAAAAGCCAUUUAAAACCGGGAGAGGCAGAAUUUCCACUCCUGAAAGAAAAAUAGCUAAAAAGGAACCUAGCACAGUCUCCAGAGAUGAAGUGAGAAGGAAAAAAGCGGUUUAUAAGAAGGCUGAACUUGCUAAAAAAACAGAAGUUCAGGCCCACUCUCCCUCCAGGAAAUUCAUUUUAAAACCUGCUAUCAAAUAUACUAGACCAACUCACCUCUCCUGUGUUAAGCGGAAAACAACAGCAGCGGGCGGUGAAUCAACUCAGGCUCCCAGCAUAUUCAAACAGGCAAAGGACAAAGCCUCUAGUUCUACCUUGUCAAAGAUUCCUGCCUUACAGGGUAGCACAAAGUCCCCAAGACACAGCCCAGCCUGCCCUAGCACCACUAAAAGGGCUACAUUUUCUGACGGUGUUUUAAUCCGGCCCACCUCAGAGGGCUCCACAGACUGCUUGGCAUACUCAGAAUCAGGGGACAAGGAUGGAGUACCCAGGAGCCCGGAAAAGCGCUCUUCUCUGCCGAGACCUUCCUCCAUUCUCCCUCCUCGCCGAGGUGGGUCAGGAGACAGAGAGGAAAAUUCCUUUUCUCUCAACAGUUCUAUCUCCUCUUCAGCACGGCGGACCACUAGGUCAGAGCCAAUUCGCAGAGCAGGAAAAAGUGGCACUUCGACCCCCACUACCCCUGGAUCAACCGCCAUCACUCCUGGCACCCCACCUAGCUAUUCUUCACGCACACCAGGCACUCCUGGAACCCCUAGCUAUCCCAGGACCCCUCACACACCAGGAACCCCCAAAUCUGCCAUCUUGGUGCCGGGUGAGAAGAAAGUUGCUAUCAUACGUACUCCUCCCAAAUCUCCCGCUACUCCCAAGCAGCUUCGGCUUAUUAACCAACCACUGCCAGACCUGAAGAACGUCAAAUCCAAAAUCGGCUCAACAGACAACAUCAAAUACCAGCCUAAAGGGGGCCAGGUUAGGAUUUUAAACAAGAAGAUCGAUUUUAGCAAAGUUCAGUCCAGAUGUGGCUCCAAGGAUAACAUCAAACAUUCUGCCGGGGGUGGAAAUGUACAGAUUGUUACCAAGAAGAUAGACCUAAGCCAUGUGACAUCCAAAUGUGGCUCUCUGAAGAACAUUCGCCACAGGCCAGGUGGUGGGCGUGUGAAAAUUGAGAGUGUAAAACUGGAUUUCAAAGAAAAGGCCCAAGCUAAAGUAGGUUCGCUGGACAAUGCUCACCACGUACCUGGAGGUGGUAAUGUCAAGAUUGACAGCCAAAAGUUGAACUUCAGAGAGCACGCUAAGGCCCGCGUGGACCAUGGGGCUGAGAUCAUUACGCAGUCCCCGGGCAGAUCCAGCGUGGCCUCCCCUCGACGACUCAGCAACGUCUCCUCUUCUGGAAGCAUCAACCUGCUCGAAUCCCCUCAGCUGGCCACUUUGGCCGAGGAUGUCACUGCUGCACUUGCUAAGCAGGGCUUGUGAAUAUUUCUCAUUUAGCUUUGAAGUAAUAACGUUUAGGCAUGAGCUCUUGGCAGGAAUGGGCUCUGAGCAGGUGUUAUAUUCAUUCUUUACAAUCCAUAAAAUAAAUAAUCUCAUUCCCAAACUGUAGUCAUUGUUACAAUUUUAUAAAAAAAAAACAUGAAUAGUAUAUGCAGAAAUUGACUUGAUUUCCAUUCGCAACAGGAAGACACUGGCUUUACAUGAGUACAAUUGGACAAUUAUUUUUGCUCUGCUCUGUUUUGCAUGGAGAAUUAUUAUUUCAAAAAUUGCAUUUUUACCUUUCAUGUGCCUGAAGGCUAUCCACUACGUUCUGAAAGGCCUUGUUAAAAUCCAAGCUGCUCAUUUCACUGUUCUGUUGCUGGGUGAAAACACAAACGCUGCCCAUUGUAACUUACUACAAGUCAAAUUAAAUCAGGAGUCUGAUUGCAGGAAGGGAAGAGCAUGUAAGAAAUACGUUUUUUUUUAAAUGUUAUUUUGUAUAAAUGGGAAGAAAGAUUCAAUUAAGUUAUUAACAUUUUGGACCUGGAUUAUUAUAUCAGAGUAUAAGUAAGUCAAUCCAAUAAAUUAUUUAACUAAUUAAAAAAUAGGUACGAAGCCUUGGAGCUGCAGUUGAGGAAGUGGUGUAGAAGUGCAUCUCUUAGGAAUGUUGCACUUUCAUUAGGACGGACUCGUGUCUGAUUAGAAUGUCAGUUGAUCAGCUAGAUUUGUGUCCACACUACCAGUUUCACACCCUUUUCCAUCUGUUUGAUACAGUAUUAUAGAUAUAAAUAUAUAUAUAUUUCUCUGUGGCCAUUUGUGAUACUUCCUCAUAUACUUGAAUAUUAUACUUCCUUAUUCACAGUAUCUGUGUCUCCUGCACCCUUUGGUGUUACAAUUUUAGGUAUGUGAAAGUAGCUGUUAGCAGGGUUCUUUCCCUAUUUAAAAAAAAAAAAAUUACGUUAAAAAAGACAAAAUGUUUUAGCAUGAAGUUGCUUUCUGUAACAACUCAAAGCUGUAACCCUGUUUUAGUGCCAGAUACAAGUCUCUUCCGUGAUGCUAGAAAAAUUUAUUUUUCUUUGCUUUCACCAACAUGGAGUUUGUGGGGGUGGGUCCAGUUAUACAUAAAAGGAUUUACAGAUUGUUGGUUUAAGGUUAUGGGUUUAUCUAAUUUUGAAUCACGGAAUAGUUUGGGUUUUAUUCCUGUAAUCAUUCAUGAAACAGACUUCCUAAGAUUUCUUUUUUU